Messenger RNA from Sugiyamaella lignohabitans, 1467 nucleotides. RefSeq lists its product as uncharacterized. The record is from RefSeq and is a predicted model, not a curated record. Gene Ontology annotation, molecular function: fatty acyl-CoA hydrolase activity. The transcript has a single exon. Gene Ontology annotation, cellular component: mitochondrion. Bases 1 to 1467 code for a protein of 488 amino acids. Gene Ontology annotation, biological process: acyl-CoA metabolic process. NCBI's taxonomy places the organism in Eukaryota, Fungi, Ascomycota, Dipodascomycetes, Dipodascales, Trichomonascaceae.
AUGUUGAAGUCGCUGAGAUCUGUACACUACCGCGGGUUGCGUCCUCUGGUAAGAGGCAUUUCGUAUACUCCUAAUAAUCCCAACAAUUCGGAUCAGCAUGUUUUCCAGCCCGUGGCUUCGAGGUCCAACAUCUCGCCCAUGAGAAGAACCAUUCCUUGGUUAGUGGCACUUCGUGCUCGUGAAAAACACAUUGAAGAUUGGUAUAAGACUCAUGGCAAAGAUGCCGGUCCUCCUCCAAGUGACACGUCUUAUUCAUACUCAGAUGUUAAGACAAGAGACGUUGUAGACAAGUCACGCAGCGACUCGUUCACAUGUGCUCUGUUACCAUUCAAAAGCGAUCCGUGGUUCAUGGAUGCUUAUAUCAAUUCGUCUGGAAGAUUGAGAAUCGGUCAGAUUUUUCAGGAUUUAGACGCUCUGGCUGGUGUUAUUGCGUAUAGACACUGUUCCCCGGCCGAACCAGUUAUUGUUACUGCGUCUGUCGACCGUAUUUAUAUGCUCAAGAGACUUGACGAUAUCUCCAAAUGUAAUGUCACUUUAUCAGGAAGUGUCACUUGGACAGGUCGUAGUUCUAUGGAAAUCACUAUUAAAGCAGCUACUCAUACUGAGGAUUUUGAGGUGGGCCGUGAUCUGACUGAACAGGAUAUUCGAGACGAUGAAGUGUUUCUGACUGCCAAUUUCACGUUUGUCGCUCGUGAUCCCGAGACCAAGAAAUCGUUCCCUAUUAAUCGUCUUGUACCUCGAACUGAGCAAGAACAAGUGGAUUUCGUCCAUGCUGAGAAGUUUAAUAACCGCAAGAAGCUGGUCGCUUCACAGACCGGACUGAGGUUACAACCUCCUUCUGAAGAAGAGUCUGCUAUCAUCCAUUACAUGUGGACUAAACAGAAAGACUACGAUUCCGACCCAUCGUCGAAACCAUCGAAUGUCGUUAACAUGUCUCAAACCAAAGUGUACUCUACAAGUAUCAUGCAACCUCAGUACAGAAACAGACAUUCAUACAUGAUUUUCGGAGGAUAUCUUCUUCGACAGACCUUUGAACUGGCCUAUGCUUGUGCCUCGUCUUUUGCCCAUGAAGCCCCCAGAUUCGUCUCCCUCGAUUCCACCACUUUCAAGAACCCUGUUCCCGUGGGUUCGGUGUUGUACCUGACAGCCACUGUCGCUUAUACCGAGCAAACCACGCGACUGAUUAAAACUGACGGUCAUGUCAGUGAGCACGUUCCUGGCACACUGAUCCAAGUCCGUGUAGACUCGACUGUCCGCAACCUGGAACAUGGAACCACCACUGACACCGGCCAGUUCACCUACUCGUACUUCGCAGCCACCAAAGAGGGCCAACAACCACCGUCUCUCCUUCCCCAAACCUAUAACGAGAUGAUGGAAUACCUCGAAGGACGUCGCAAAGCCAUUGACACCGCCAAUUUCUACACAGAAAGACGUCUUGGCGAACUCCAAUACGUUGUCUCCGAAUAA